Messenger RNA from Mesorhabditis spiculigera, 732 nucleotides. The record is from the annotation of a GenBank genome assembly. Lineage: Eukaryota; Metazoa; Nematoda; Chromadorea; Rhabditida; Rhabditidae.
CUCAACGAUAGGACGCUCAUCGAUCCGGUCAAGAUCAAGUACAUCCUCGGCUCCCAGGUCGGCCCACUAUCACGGAUACUCGGCGGGAUUCGGAUCGACAGCGUCCGCGUCAGCCAAAAUCGCGAGGAGAAGAAGCGUCGUGCCCGUGAGAAGAAGGCGAGCGAGGAGAAUGCGAUUGCCCGAAAGCCCGUCAACGAUUAUGGCAGCAUUGCCCCGGAGCAGCGGAGCAGAAGCCACAGCAAGAGCGAGCGGGGAAAGAGCGCCGAGAAGAACCAUAUAAUCAUGCCCAACGGCAGCUGCCGAGAGGAGCGACCAGCGGCGAUAAUAGUCGGCGGCUACACCGAAAUUGAUGAGCCGGUAUCAAAAACACCCUCCGGACCUCGGAUAGACGACCGCGCGGCCCGGCAAAUGUUCGCCUGCGACCCUUCACAAUUGCCGAAGGAGAUGUCGUUUGAUGUGUAUGAUGAAACACAGCUGCCAGUUUCGGAUCGGAUGGCUCCGCCGGUGCCAAUCCUGGUGAUGCAGCCGUCGUCUAAUUCCCUCUUCGAGACCUCACAACUCCCCGAUCACAACCCAGACUCCGAAGCCUCAAGCGAUGAUGAAGCCGAGGUUGCGCCGGUCACCAAGCCUCCGCGAGAUACGGUAACGGAAGUACAGGUCGAAGAAGCGCCAGAAGACGAGGGAUAUGCCUAUGAACGAUUACCAGAAGAAGAUAUCCAUGCCACUGCCCCA